Messenger RNA from Spodoptera littoralis (African cotton leafworm), 1287 nucleotides. The record is from the annotation of a GenBank genome assembly. Lineage: Eukaryota; Metazoa; Arthropoda; Insecta; Lepidoptera; Noctuidae.
AUGUUGCCGUGGGUUCAAGUUACUCUUAUGUUAUGUGCUGUCGGCCUGCUUCGAGAGAUUCGACCGUCAGAGCCCUUCGUUUCCGAGUUCCUAUUGGGAGAGUGGAGAAACAUAACUGAAGAACAACUGAACAGAGAUGUAUACCCUGUGGGGACAUACUGCUACCUGGGGCUGCUUGUUGUGGUCUUCCUCAUCACCGAUUUCUUGAGAUUCAAGCCAGUCAUUGUAUUGUCUGGUCUGAGUGGUAUAGCAGUAUACGCCAUCUUGCUGUGGACAACGAGUCUAGAAUGGCUGCAGGCGUCCCAGUUCUUCUAUGGUCUCUACAUGGCCACGGAAGUCGCCUACUACACUUAUAUCUACGCAAAGGUGGACCCAGCGAAGUACCCUCGCGUAUCCUCAUACACCCGUAUUGCAGCGCUGUCAGGCCGGUUCCUGUCUGGCGUCAGCUCACAACUGCUCACACACUUCGGAGUCAUGGACUACAGGGAUCUCAAUUACAUCACCUUCACAGCUCAGAUCAUGGCGACAUUCUGGGCGAUGUGGCUACCCACCGUCCAGUACGGCAUCUAUUUCCAUCGGAAGACAUCAACCGGAAACCCUCCGCUAGACAAAGAUCUACAUCCACCUAAUGGGCACCUACUCCGUUCCAACGUGGUAGAAGCAUCGACUUUGAUCGCUCGACACGCGCGCUCAGCGUACACCAGACCCAAAGUGCUAGCGUGGUCGGCAUUGUAUGCAGUGGCACUCGCACUGUUCGUCCAAGCUCAGAUCUAUAUGCAGUUGCUAUGGAAACAGAUACAAGAGGACACUGAUUCCCCGGUGGCCUACAACGGCGCAGUGGAAGCUGUACAAACGCUCCUGGGCGCGGGAGGUGCAUUCAUAGCAUCAAUGUACUCCUCGUCCGGAGUACCAGCGCCCGUGGCGGCCGUGCAAGGAGUCGCAGUCUUCCUAGCCACCUUCGUGAACAACGUGUUCGUUUCCUACGCCGGGUAUAUCGUGAUGGGCAUGUUGUUCCAUUAUACUAUCACAUUGGCCAGUGCAAAAAUCGCGGGUCAGCUCAGCGACGAGAGCUGCUUCGGUCUCAUAUUCGGUAUCAACACCCUCAUUGGUACAGGAUUACAGUCCAUACUAACUCUGGUCCUCAUCCAAAGCCUGAAGCUACCGAUAGCUUCCCAGUACUUCGCUAUCAGUGGCCUGUACCUUCUACUAGCUUCUAUAUGGCUCCUCGGCUGGAUGAUCACCACGUGCCGCCAGAAACGAAGUAUUAACGUCGACAACCAGUAUUGA